CCACGCUUGCUGCCGCCCCGCGGAAGGCGUCAUUUCUGCAAACAGGAUGGCGGAGCGGUGUGCGGCUGGACUUCCAUUCUGAUAAAUGGACAAGGAGUCUCACUUUUCAAAAAUGGCGGAUUUAACCAACAGUGAAGAACAGGAAGUAGAGAAGAGUUUGGAUGAAGAAGUGGAGAAAACACCUGGUACUUUAGAAGCAGAUUCAGGUAUUAGUCAGGAAGGCAGUAGUUCAACUUCAGGUACAGUUCAGUCCACUGCAAAUGAAAAAGAAGUCCAUAGUGGUAAUCAGGAUGGCACAGCAAAAGGGAAGAAUUUAGACUCUGAAGAUGAACCACCUAAGAAAGCAUGUAAGGUAGGCCAUGGACAAGCUGUAGCUGCACAUUAUAAUGAGCUUCAGGAAGUUGGACUGGAAAAACGUAGCCAGUCUCGCAUAUUCUACCUCCGAAACUUUAAUAAUUGGACAAAGAGCGUCCUCAUUGGUGAAUUUAUAGACCGGGUACGACGGAAAAAGAACGAUAUAGCUGUUCUGGAUCUAGGAUGUGGCAAAGGUGGAGACCUACUGAAAUGGAAAAAAGGCAGAAUUAAAAAACUUGUCUGUACUGAUAUUGCUGACAUUUCUGUGCAGCAGUGCAAGCAGCGAUAUGAAGACAUGAAAGCCCGAUGUCGUUAUAAUGAACAUAUUUUUGAUGCAGAAUUUAUACAAGCGGAUAGUACCAAGGAUCUCUUGUCUUCUAAAUACAGUGAUCCAGAUAUGCGGUUUGACAUUUGCAGCUGUCAGUUUGUUUACCAUUAUUCAUUUGAGACAUAUGAGCAGGCUGACAUGAUGCUUAAAAACGCUUGUGGGAACCUCUCUCCUGGAGGGUAUUUCAUUGGCACGACUCCAAAUAGCUUUGAACUUGUAAAGCGGCUUGAAGCUUCAGAAACAAAUUCAUUUGGGAAUGAUGUGUACAGUGUAAAAUUUGAAAAGAAGGGAGAAUAUCCUUUGUUUGGCUGCAAAUAUGAUUUCCAUUUGGAAGAAGUGGUUGAUGUCCCCGAGUUCUUGGUUUACUUCCCAUUAUUGGAAGAAAUGGCGAAGAAGCAUGGUAUGAAAUUAGUCUACAAAAUGACAUUUCGGGAAUUCUAUGAAGAAAAAAUCAAGAAUGAGGAGCAUAAAAUGCUGUUAAGGAGAAUGCAGGCCUUGGAGCCAUAUUCUACAUUUGGUGAUUCCAGGCUUGUUUCUGAUAAACCUGAUGACUAUGAACAUGCAAAAGAGUUCAUCAAAGAUGGCAAAGCAAAGUUACCAUUGGGAACUUUGAGUAAAUCUGAAUGGGAAGCAACAAGUAUUUACUUGGUAUUUGCAUUUGAAAAGCAACUGUGAAACUUCAUGUACUGGAUGCAGCAAGAAGAGAUCAUAUCCAUGUGCGAGUUGGAAUGGUCAGAAAUCCAUUGUGGCAACUAUUUUUUUAUUUUUAAUUUUUUUAUCAGAAGUGUGCAGGACACUGUUGAAAACUAGAGCAAGAUCAUGAUUCUGAGUUACAUUGCCUGUCUGUGACAGAUGGACUUGUGUGUGUAUAUAUGAGAGAUUCUGAAUCAGUCUUUUUAAGCAUUUGUAAGCAAUCUGCAUGUUCUCAAAACCCAUGUUUGAACUUGACACAAGUUUAUGUUAGAAACAAAUGUUUUGUUAGCAGAAAUGUGUUUGUGAUUACAAGCUUGACCCUGCACUUUCUGAAAUGGAUGGAAACACUGUCGAGUUUGAUGUCCAGAAUGAGGGCCUAAAUGUUGUAUUGCAGAGCUCUGUUAAUUCACUAGAUACAGUCACACAUAUAAGGUAUGUCUACAUUGCAUAAGAGGUAAGUGGCAAGCUAUACCUGAGUCAGUUUGAGCAUCUCUGUGCUGUGCUCAAGCCUGCAGUGUAAAUCUACCUUAGUGGUAUUCAAGGUGUAGUUUACAUGAUGAAGUCCCAUAAUGUUCUUGUUUUUUUUUUUGUGCUUGCUGAUAUGUAGUGUUACUUCAUGGUGCUUCCAAGAUUAAACAAGUUUGUUCUGUACAAAACACCUCUGAAAGAACUCAAUUUCUGAAGUUUUAAA
Neopsephotus bourkii (Bourke's parrot) is the source of this 2066-nucleotide messenger RNA. It is a transcript of the gene RNMT, whose product is annotated as RNA guanine-7 methyltransferase. The transcript is spliced from 11 exons. The record is from RefSeq and is a predicted model, not a curated record. Bases 86 to 1357 code for a protein of 423 amino acids. Gene Ontology annotation, molecular function: mRNA 5'-cap (guanine-N7-)-methyltransferase activity. Gene Ontology annotation, biological process: 7-methylguanosine mRNA capping. NCBI's taxonomy places the organism in Eukaryota, Metazoa, Chordata, Aves, Psittaciformes, Psittacidae. Gene Ontology annotation, cellular component: nucleus.